GACAGUGUUGAUGGUUCCAACAAAUUUGCUACGACAGGUAAACAUUUGUGAUGUCGUGCAAAUGUAUCAAUUACCGCCGUGCAUUAAAGGACAAUGUUGUGAUAAAGUUAACUGCGAAGCUUGACGGCCAAAAGUGGUAGCAAGAGUAAAGCGAACAAUUUGGCUAACAAGCAAAGCUAGCCUUCGCAUUACUUUCAGUCGGGAGCGAGCUAGCAAAAAGCUACUGCGGCGUCGCUCCACUGUACGCUUCCUGAAAGUUAAUUUCACGCCUAUGGAGCCGUGUUGUGUUUGAAUUGCACACCGUCGCCGAUGUCAGGACAACGGAAAAUAGUCCUCAUGGUGUCCCUAAUGUGGUGUCCACUAAGGAGAAUCACUCAGUGCCUCGUGCGCCGUAUAUCCCCUCUAGAUGGCGUAGGUCUCUCGUUGGCGUCACGAUGUCAAAGUCUCACAUGAUCUUUACACUCCUGCUGAUUCAACUGCCGUGUGUAUUUGGAGGCAAGAUAUUAGUGUUCCCUUUAGACGGGAGCCACUGGUUGAACAUGAAAGGAAUCAUCGAGGAACUUUACGCCAAAGGUCACGAGAUCUCGGUGGUGCGGCCGUCUGAUAGCUGGUACAUUACAGAAAAAUCUCCUCUUUACAACUCUGUCAACCUUCUUGGUCAGGAUGGGUUCAAGGAUCAUUUUGAAUCAUUUGUUUCUCUACAAUUGGAGACGAGGCUUCGGGGGAGGUCGCUGUCUCUUCUGCCUCGCAUUUGGAAUGCGAUACAGAAUCAGAUGCUGGUUGUUAGUCAGUUUUCUAGAUUCCACAAGUUGCAUUGUGAGACAAUAGUUGAGAUGUUUGAAAAUAAAACUCAGAUGCAGUCUUUUCAUAAUGCCAAGUACGACGUAGUGUUGACUGACCUCGGCAUCGGCGGAGGGGCACUGCUUGCACGUCAUCUCAACGUUCCCCUCGUCUACAAUGUCAGAUGGACCUUUCAAGGUGAAGCUCAUGACCUCAUUGCCCCGUCCCCUCUGUCAUACUCUCCCUUUCUCGCGGCUCGAUUGACAGAUAAGAUGACCUUCCGACAAAGAAUCAUUAAUGUUUUAGCUUAUAUCUUGGGUAGCGUUUCAACAUGGUACAUAUCAGAACCGCACUACAAACCAAUAGUUAAGCGCUACUUUGGUUCUGGUGUGGAUUACUCAACCUUUUUUUUGGAUGCUGAUAUAUGGCUUUUGAGAAAUAAUUUUAUCUUUGAAUUUCCACGUCCCACAAUGCCAAAUCUAGUCUACAUAAGUGGUUUUCAAUGCAAGCCUCCAAAGCAGCUGCCCGUGGACUUGGAGGAGUUUGUCCAGAGUUCUGGUGAUCACGGGGUUGUGAUGAUGACUUUGGGGACUCUUGUUGCAAAACUGCCACUGGAUGUCACUGAGGAAAUUGCUGCAGCCUUUGCCCAGCUGCCGCAGAAGGUUGUCUGGAGGUAUUUGGGACAAAAGCCUGCAAACUUGGGCAACAACACUUUACUGGUUGACUGGCUACCACAGAACGACCUCUUGGCUCAUCCUAAAACAAGAGUUUUUGUCACCCACGGAGGAAUCAACGGUGUUCAAGAAGCAAUUUACCAUGGGGUUCCGAUUGUAGGGCUUCCAUUAUUUUUUGAUCAACACGAUAAUCUCAACAAAAUCCAAGCAAAGGGAGGAGCAAUAAAUGUGGAUUUUGCUGCGCUUGACAGGCACAUUUUUGCAGAUGCACUCGUGACAGUGCUUCAGAACUCAUCGUACAGGGAAAACAUGCAAAGGCUCUCAAGACUGCAAAGGGAUCAGCCAAUGAAACCAAUGGACCAGGCGGUGUUUUGGAUUGAAUAUGUUAUAAGGCAUAAAGGAGCUGGUCAUUUGAAGGCACAAUCCAACAAAAUGUCCUCGAUUGUUUACCACUCGGUUGAUGUCAUUGUAGUUUUACUGACCAUAGUUUUGCUUGUAAUAUUCACCUGCCUUUACAUUUUAAGAGUCAUGUAUAGAACGUGUUUUGUUGGGAAAAAAGUGAAACACGAAUAAUUUAUUUUCAAAAAUGAUGGCAAGAAAAUCUCGUGUACAGUAUAUACAUGUUGGUCAAAAUGUGUUUUUUCUUUAAUUUCCAAAAAUGUUCACAUUUGAUUUCAUUCAGAGGUGAUGAUGGCAACAGUUUCCACUAUUUCCUACGGGAUGAAUUUUUGAUUCUAAAUGCAAAUAAAUUGGAUUGACUAGCAUU
Molecule: messenger RNA, 2220 nt
Organism: Syngnathus typhle (broad-nosed pipefish)
Lineage: Eukaryota; Metazoa; Chordata; Actinopteri; Syngnathiformes; Syngnathidae
Product: UDP-glucuronosyltransferase 2C1-like
Exons: 3
Coding region: 435-2027 (530 amino acids)
Molecular function (GO): UDP-glycosyltransferase activity
Source: RefSeq, a predicted model, not a curated record